Messenger RNA from Oldenlandia corymbosa var. corymbosa, 768 nucleotides. NCBI's taxonomy places the organism in Eukaryota, Viridiplantae, Streptophyta, Magnoliopsida, Gentianales, Rubiaceae. The record is from the annotation of a GenBank genome assembly.
GGGACAACAAAGGGACCUUUCUAGAACGUCGCGCAGCACAACUUUGUCGGCGGAGAAGGUGACAGAACGAUUGAUUGAUUGUGUUUGAUACAAAACUCCCGUUGACCGAACCUUCACCGGUGGGAACAAUCUCCUCCGGACUGACCCUGAUCUACAGUCGGCGAGAAGUUUGUAUUGAAGCUGGGAACAAUGGAUACAGAUGAUGACUUUUACCCCGGAUUUGAACGGGGAUUGACAACGCUGGGGUUCAUCAUCAACAAGAAAGGCAUCAACAAUCAAGGGGUGAUCCUAGCCCUCAAUCAUGCGAAGCCAACACCUGAAGGUCCAGAAAACUACGUUCACAUCCACCCAUACCUGCUUGCUUCUUUUUCUGGUGGGUGCCAACGUUCUCAUGACUAUUUGAAGAAUGAUCUGCCACUUAAGUGCAGAGACUAUUUUCUGAAGCAUGGAAAAAAGCUUCUGCUGCUCGAGCAUCCAAGUGGUUAUCCGAGUAUCUGUCCGAAAAUCAUGACAGUGAAGACAGUUACUCAUUUGGAGUACUGUUGGCUGGGUGGGAUGAAACAAGGGAGAGGCCUUCCUUGUAUAAAGUGAACGCUAAAGGGAAACGUAGUAAAAACACAUCGGCUGGAUCUGGAUGUGCUGCUACUGCGUGGGCUGCAGUGACUGACGAUCUAUUUUGUAGGACAAAAUGGGAUUGGGGUGUUGGUUCGGGAUGAUGACAUAGUCGAAUUGCAGAAGCAGUAUUUGGGUGAACGUGGGCGAGAGUGG